AUGUCUCUCCGCACCGCUCUUUUCAGCCUGGCCCUCUUGGCCGGCUCCGCCUUCGCCGCACCGGCCAAGCUCUCAAGCCGCCAAAUCAUCGACCACAAUGCCGUGGCCUCGUUCCCGGAGGCUGUUCCGGACAGUGCAGUCGGCAAGCUGAUCACCAAAUACGCACCACACCUCAGGAUCGCGGACGGCUGCGUCCCGUUCCCGGCGGUCGACUCGAUGGGCAACAUUGGCCAGGGCCAGGUCUACGCACGGGCAGCGACCUUCAGGGACAGGUUCGCCAUCAUGUAUUCCUGGUAUAUGCCAAAGACAGAAGCCUCGGCCCACCUCGGGCACCGGCACAACUGGAACAACGCCAUCGUUUGGCUGUCGGACGACAGCGACCAGGCGGCGCUGCUGGGGACGUCCAUCUCGCAGAAGUCGUCCUACGACCAGAGCGCGACGCCGGCGCUCGACGGGGCCUCCCCGCUCAUCUACUACGAGUCCAAGUGGCCCAACGUGCACAAGCUGUACUACGACACGCUCGAGGGCCAGCAGGAGAGCCCUCCGCGUGGUGGACGUGCCGCUGGUCGCGUGGGACAGCCUGCCGACCGCGAGCCAGGAGGCCCUGGCCACUGCUGA
Molecule: messenger RNA, 618 nt
Organism: Diaporthe citri
Lineage: Eukaryota; Fungi; Ascomycota; Sordariomycetes; Diaporthales; Diaporthaceae
Exons: 2
Coding region: 1-618 (205 amino acids)
Source: RefSeq, a predicted model, not a curated record